This is a messenger RNA of Aspergillus neoniger CBS 115656, 1819 nucleotides long. RefSeq lists its product as uncharacterized. The record is from RefSeq and is a predicted model, not a curated record. Lineage: Eukaryota; Fungi; Ascomycota; Eurotiomycetes; Eurotiales; Aspergillaceae. The transcript has a single exon. The coding region runs from base 165 to 1811 and encodes 548 amino acids.
CGAAAAUCGAUUCUCUUCGUUUUAUCUACGUCAAAGUCAGCCGACAUCGGCUAUUCGUCUUCUAUUUUCACUCCUCCCAACACAGUCAGCCUGCCUUCACAAUCAUUAUCACAAACCUUACAGCAAACUACAAAGGCAAAACCUCCUACUUAAGUCCCAGGCCCAUGGCAUGUGCCCCUACGGCAACCUGUCCAAUAAUAUCUUCAUCCCUCGUUACCAAGCCCACAUUCAAGUCGAAGGGAAAACGUGAAAGUGUCAGCGAAAGCGAAAGCGAACGCAACGGUCAGAAUGUCGUUACAGCCACCGACGCGAACGUCGAGCCGCAAGAGAUGAGAAACGAGAAAGAGCCUCCUCAGGAGUACGCUCAUAGUCGAUCUCUAAAGUCUAUCCCAGGUGGUGGGGCUUAUGUGCCGAUGAGUGGCUAUUUCAUGCCGGGCAACUUGCUCGGGGAUCAGAAUGGGUUGAGAGCACCAGAAAUAAUUGCUGAAGGGCCAGCGGUGCCGGCUGGGAAAAUGGGAGAAGGAGAUGAUACCGGGGCCGUAUCAUCGGCUGUGGAUACUUCGACGUUGAAGUUGAAUCAAGUGCCUGGGAAUAGACGGAAAAUUGGUUGGGCAUUGUCGCUUCCUGUUGGGACGGCCGCGCAUACUGCUGAACAUGGUCUCCUUACUGAACGGUCUUCUGGGGUUAGUGUGUCCUUCGGAGCUAAGGAGGAUUUCGCUUUUCAGGGUACAUUUGGAGAUCAUGCAGGUGGCGGUCAUGCUGUGAGUGAUGGUAAUCAUGAAGAUGGAGAACCGUUGGAAAAUGAUAGCAUGGCUGACCAAUAUGGGGAGUCCGAAGGUCCCAGGUUUAGUCAAGUUGACUAUUUCACCCAACACAAAAGCUUAGAAAUCCGGACAGAUGGGCUUCCCAGGAGACCACGGUAUUGUGCGGCCACUGUUGGAAUUCCGUGUCGGGAUACCGUAUGGGCCUUUAUUAAUAGGGUUGAUUCCGAUCAUGGAUUGCCAACGGCAACAGACUUACCUUGGGAGAUCCGAACACUCCAUAAGACAGACGAGUUGAACACAAUAGCGGCCUAUCUUGCUAGCAUGCGACGAAACCUGAAAGACCUAGACGUCAACUUUACUUUUCACUAUCGCCCGGUGUCUUUCAUUGACAAGGCAGAUCGUGAUAAGAAAAUUGGGGGUUACACCUCCUCCGACAAGCACAACGCACACACCGUCGCAGACCUGUAUAUGCAUACAAAGGACGAUAAGAGUUGGGGCACGCUCUGUGUUACGAGAGAGCACCAUGUCCAAGGACUAGCCUGGCAUUAUUGGGCAGUUGCUGCUAUCUCGCCACCCAAGUCGCCGUUCCAGUCAGUAGAUGAGAGAGGGAUAUAUCUUCUCAUGUAUGAUUCAAGGCCGCUCAAGGAACCGACCAAAAAGCGCGAUCGGGAUUUUUGGAGGAACUAUAUGCGCCGUGAUCAGUACAAACUACUAGUUGAGAUAGGGAAGACUUUCAAGAUCCUUGAUCUCGCAAUCAAUCGGAAACAGCUCUCGGUGGAGGGUGAAGACGAUCCCCUGCGUCUGACCCUGUGGUGGCUUUGGAACAUUGCUCGAUACGGCGGGGGCUUUUAUGAGAGAGACGGCGAGCUGGAAGACCCACGCUGGAGGUUGACAGAUGCCAGAUGGCUCCAUUUCGAUCAAGAUUGGUCAAGCAAUGUGCGAACAACACUGCGGUGGAAGAAUGUUAAAGAAUGGUUCUCAGAGCAACGACUGGAUGAGCACAUAAUCCACGAACAGCAAGUCCAAGGACACAGGAUAGCUGCAUAGGAGCAUAG